CGUGACCCUCGGGCCCGGAUCGUCCCCUCGUUCCGCUUGUGGUUCCUGUCCCCGCUCGGGCCGGACCUGCCGCGCCCGGAGGCUGAGGGUUUUCAUAAAAAGCUUCCAUCUCCUGUCUGCAAGCUGAAGAAUUUAAGCUGUGAGGGUUGCUUUGGCAAAAUUUAGAACUGAAGUGCCACCUGGCUGUUUAAAUGAUGCUGUCCAAGGAAUGCAAGAUUGAGCUUGUGUCAGCGAAGACUAAAUAUAUUCUUAACUAACAACUAUGAAGUUUCUGCUGGUUUUUGACUUUGACUGUACGGUCAUAGAUGAAAACAGUGACACCUGGAUUGUGAAGUGUGCUCCUGAGGAAAAACUGCCUAACAAACUAAGAAACUCCUAUCAAAAAGGACAUUGGACAGAAUACAUGAGCAGGGUCUUUAGAUAUUUGGGAGACAGUGGAGUAAGAGAAGAUGAGAUGAAAAGAACUAUGACAACAAUUCCUUUCACUACAGGAAUGAGAGAUCUUUUAGAUUUUAUUGGCAAGAACAAAGAUUUCUUUGAUUGCAUAAUAAUUUCAGAUUCUAAUACAGUAUUUAUUGACUGGAUUUUAAAAGCUGCUAACUUUCAUGAAGUGCUUGAUGAAGUGUUUACAAAUCCUGCAACUUUCAGUGGCGCUGGUUAUCUUACUGUGCAGAAUUUUCACACUCAUCAUUGUGCAAAGUGCCCUAAAAACCUCUGCAAAAGAAAAGUGUUAGAAGAAUUUGUAGAUAAAAAGUUACAGCAAGGAGUAAAAUAUACAAAAAUUAUAUAUGUAGGUGAUGGUGGGAAUGAUCUCUGUCCAGUAACUUCUUUAAAGAAGGAUGAUAUUGCUAUGGCCAGACAAGGAUACACAUUAGAGAAAAUGAUUUCUCAGAUGUCUGAGGAUCUUGAUCCUGUACAGUCUUCUGUUCUAGUUUGGUCAUCGGGUAUUGAAAUUCUGUCUCAUUUGAAAUUACUUAUAAAGGAGUAACUCAAACUAUAGAGAUGGGUAAAGGUGUUUUAUCUUGUGUGGAGUGAAUAAUGGUAACCAUAUCUGUCUCAAAGCACACAAUUACAAUGUUGGGAUGCUAUUAUCUGAAACUAAGGCAUUGAAAUACAGGCUAUAAAGUAUUGUGUUUACUCUUUACUGUAGUGGGAAAGUGAGCAUGUUGAAACAGAUUAUUUAUUAAUGGAAAAUUACUUAGUAUGAG
Molecule: messenger RNA, 1208 nt
Organism: Terrapene triunguis (Three-toed box turtle)
Lineage: Eukaryota; Metazoa; Chordata; Testudines; Emydidae
Gene: PHOSPHO2
Product: phosphatase, orphan 2
Exons: 3
Coding region: 263-988 (241 amino acids)
Molecular function (GO): phosphatase activity
Source: RefSeq, a predicted model, not a curated record